This is a messenger RNA of Schistosoma rodhaini, 5087 nucleotides long. NCBI's taxonomy places the organism in Eukaryota, Metazoa, Platyhelminthes, Trematoda, Strigeidida, Schistosomatidae. The record is from the annotation of a GenBank genome assembly.
CCAUGAAUUACAAACCUUUUUCGUUUCCCUCUUUUAUCGGUAAUAUACCUCGGUUCCUGCCUGGAGCUUUCAGUGAUCCACUGAUACUAGAUACAGAAGCUCGUUAGGUAAAACAUUCUUCUGUUCCGUUCAGAAACAUUUGGACCUAACCACUUUCUGCGUUAAUCCUUGAGUAUUGCUAACUUUUCAGAAAUCUAGUGGCGGAAAUUUUGGAGCUUGCGCGUUGUCAUCAGCUUGCUUACUCAUGUUUAACCCUUAUUCGUCUAAUGGAGGGACUGUUAUGGGAAUUGCCGGAAAUGAUUUCUCCCUCAUAGCUUCUGACACUCGUCUAUGCGAUGGUGAUUUUGUCAUUCUCUCUAGAAACUCUCCUCGAUUGUUCAAAUUGGGUCCUGGUAAUAUACUAGGGUGCGCCGGAUUUCACGGGGAUGUUUUGACAUUGACCAAAUUGUUAGAAAAUAAAGUGAAAACGUUUCGUUAUGACCAUGGAAAAAACAUCUCGACGAAAGCACUAGCCGGCCUUUUGUCUGUAACUCUUUAUAACAGACGGUUCUUCCCAUUUUAUGUAAGCAAUGUACUAGUAGGUCUGGAUGAAGGCCGUGGUGUGCUAUACAGUUAUGAUCCUGUAGGAUCAUAUGAAUCUGAAGGGUACCGGGCCUCCGGCAGUUCUUCGGCAAUUCUGCAACCGUUUCUGGAUAGCACAGUGAGUUUGCUCUUCUAGAUUUAUUUACUUCUUAAAGGUUGGCAAUAAGACCUCGAAAUAUCACGUGUCACGUUUGGACAAGGAAACAGCGGUUAAACUUACUCAUGAUAUAUUUAUCAGCGCUGCAGAAAGAGACAUACAAUGUGGUGAUAGUGUUAUAAUCUACACAAUCACUAAAGAUGGGUUGAGUGAAGUCUCUUAUCCAUUGAGACGCGACUGAAAAACUAUUCCGGGACUUUGUAUUUCACAUUUCCAGUACCGUUUGUAAAGUAAUUAUUCUCUGAAUUUUUUCAUAGGGCAACCAUCGUGCUCUGAAUAGUUUAAUUCAAGUCCCAUUUCUGUUAUCAAAGUUUUAUUCGUGACUCUCUAAACAGAUAUAAAAACUUCAAUAAAGGUAUUCUAUGGCAAGCUUCUGGGGAACUCGUGCCUAUCCUGUCACUUGCUAAAGAUGAAGAGUGUCAAGAGUAUGAGUCAGUACGUUUCACCAAAACUAUCCUACAGCAUUUAAGUCUUCAAGAUUUGAGAAAUAUAUGAGCCUGACUUAAUAAAUCGUUACUAUCGACGAUCGGAAUUCAUAUAAUUUCAGUAGCGUUUUCCGUGUAUUUUUAAUAGGAUUAAAUGUGAAUCCUAAUGUGAAGUGAAGCCUAGGAGUUUGCUAUAUUACUUUAGCCCAUCACACUAUAUGCUUGUACUCUCACCCUGCUCUGAACUGCAGCUUAUCGGCUACAACACAUUCAAGUUGCAGCCGUACAUCACUUGCCCCGGUCUAUCCAACCAGGUAGCAUGACUAGCUUUAAGAGCAAGUGUACUAACCUACACUCACUUAUUCAACUCGAUUCAAUCACUAUUUAAGUAGAUGAUCAAUGUUACUAGCCUUUAUAUCAGCCAUUCGUGUGCAACGUAGAACCUAGCACAUGUGUUCAUCAGUCCAAAUUGCCAUACAACAUUAGCACAGCGAGAUAAAACUAUCAAGACAAAUCCCGUAAUAGAUGUAAUAACAGUAUCGUUAGUGACAGGAAAGUUAAGUAUAGAGAACGAGGAAAAGGUAUAAGGCAGUCUACAAACCUAGGGUUCAACGUAAGAGAAAGCGUGAAUGAGCCUGCACUAUUGCAAACGAUUCUGAGUCAUGUCAUUUAAAGUACCUAGGCAUUGACUCGGAGAACCACACAAAGCCUAUCCAGGUAGUCUACACUGACAAACACCCCUCAGUUCAACUGUAAAUCGUUCCAUUUUCCGUUGCUACUUUUCAAUUUGACCACCAAGAGCCCUCCCCUGCAGUGGAUAUACCCCGUCAAGUUAGUCAGUGGUUGGAUUCACCUAACCAUCUCGGUCGGUAGAGAUUCACUACCUCAACUGAUUUGCGACCCCUACUCAGUACUCUGCAUCUAAGAACAGCGUUGCUAACUCGAUAGUCUCCAAAUACACGGGACUAUAUUAUUCGUGUAUUGAUACAGUAAGUGAUUCUCCUGGUAAGAGAUUGACCCCUGUAAAGUCGGGCGACCAAAAGCCUUACCUCUAGAAAAGUAUCUACGAGAAAGUAAAAUAAGUGUGGAAAUCCCUGCGAAACAAAUCAGGACUGAUGAGUCUUCACGUAUUUCUAACUAUAGGGGAUAUGUCUACAGGCGUCGCAUCCAUUUUUAUAUGUUGUAUGGCUCAGUAAAUUAAGCGCAUCUGCAUAAGCACGUUUGCAUGCUUGCACAAGUUCGGAUCACAACUAAUAUACAAACUAAAGCGUCACCCCCGAGGUCUUAUAAUGUUGAAAUACUUUCCGACCGUAAUGUUUGUUGAGAAUUUUACCUCAAACUGAUUAGUAGUAUUGUUUUUGAAAUACCAAGUAUCCAAUUUAUUAUGUUACUAGUCUCUAUAUUGGAGAGUCAAGGACGUUUCGUUUGGUUAGUCACGUUUAGAUGCAACUACUGGGAGAAUUCGGGUCAUUUUUCAUUUAGCUUCGAAGAUACAAUAAUGUAGAUGAACUAAGUACUUUUAUGUAAACCAUGAUAACAACCACGUAGCAUUUUGUACUAAACAGCUCUCCAUUUCGUAGGAAACCGUGUAGGUAUUGGAUAAAGUAAUAAUAUUGGUGAAGGAAAACAUGACAGUCGUAGAAAAGCUUGGUGGUUUCCACUAAAAGUACUUAUGGGGCUUCAAAUUUUACUUAUUUUUACGCCAGAUAGAUAAAUGUGCUUGCAACUACACAGCCAAAAGGAUUUUCUUCGCAUACAGCCAGAAACAUUAUACAUAAUCUUAGUAAUUUUGAACUUGACUAGAUUGAUUAAUAAGAAUGCGAACAAUUCAAAUCAAUUUAACCUGAGUAUCAGCUGAAAAGAAGGAUUGCAGUCACUUUUAUACGAUUCAUAAAUAUGUGUUUAUCCGGUUGUCGCCUGAACAAUAACUUGCUAAUAACAGUUUAUUUGUCUCGGCUACAUUAAGUAUGAAUUGAAUUCUUAGUGAACACAAAGUAUUGUAGUAACAGUAUUUUGAUGUAUUUUCAAAAUUGCUAUGAUGAAAAACAUAACCUGAAUUCCCCAGUUCAAACCACAGCAUAGAUACUAAUAGCUUGAACUAUUACACAUCUUUAUAAACAUAGAACUGUCAGAUGAUAUUGAUCCUCCUUCAUUCCAUCUACCAUUCGGGUUUACCCUAUUUUACACUAAGUGGUCAAGAAUACGACGGGUUUUGAGAAACAAGCUCAGAUGUCAUUAAUACUUUGAGGUCAUGGCUUAUAAUCGUUCUUAAUAUCAGAAGUGGAAACCGAUACUGUACUGACGUAGAAAAAGAGGAGUAUGGUUUUUCCCGAGAAAUAUAUUUUUUCAAUCUAUUUGUACAUCAUAUCUCGUCAACCGUAUCAAAGUUUUUGGUCUAGAUCUAGAUGCUGAAUGUACUGAUAUUUCAUUACUUUAAGCUUUGCUCCUGAAGAUUUAAUCAUAAGUAACCGUCAUGGAAGCUGUGUUGCUUCAGUGUUGUUACAUAGACAAUUUAAAUAAUAUGAAUUAUUUCGAAUAAUUUACCUAACAAGUUGAUUAUAGUAUGUAUUACUAAUAGUCAUCCAGGUAGUAAUUAUUAACUUAGUAAUCCUGGACAGCUUUGCGUUUUUGCCAACUUUGCGGUGGGUUAAUAAGAGUGGAAACAAAAAACACCGACUUUAUGUAAAUGGAUUAUUGUAGACCGGUUAUCUGAAGACGUAAAAUUGUAGUGAAACUAAAACUGUUUGGGGUUACUGUUAUGUAAGCAAAAGUAGAAUAAAAAAAUACAAGAAUGAUAUAUGCGUUACAAAAAUUGGAUUAAAGGUAUUCUCUAUCUACAGCUUUAAAAAAACACCAAAUAAAGUAACUUCCUUACACACAAAAAAUAGUUAUGACUCAAAAGUGCUACGCAAUUAGAAAAAAAGCCGUUUGAAGUCAGUUGCGUUGUCUUAUCAUACGUAGAUUAUGAGACAAUUGUCCAGUUUCCCCUAUGUCUCCAAUGGUUGUCAAACUAAGGUCAAUCCGUGAUGUAAAUUACAAAACAGUUGUUGAAAGCCAGACAGCAGUUAGUAGCUUUCGUCUAGGCUUAAAACUUUAGGAAUUCACACGAUACUAUCCUCAACUAGCACUAUAAUAUCUGUCGUACACGUCCCUUUGGAACCGCUAAAUUGGUAGAACUCAUCUGUGGUAACCGCUCCUUGGUGUAAAUCGUAACGAUCAAGUACAUCGGUUUACUCGUACAUUAAAAUAACGUUCUAGUAUAGUAGCAAAUAAAUAACAGUUAAAAGGUAUUUAGUUAAUACGUGUUUUGCAUGGAAUGUAAUAUCAGUGCACAGGAUCGUAGUAUAAACUCACCUGGAAUGUAUAUUUGAGUCAUCAAGUGGAUGACGUUUUUGCAGUACUUUACUAGGAUCUUAAAUACAAGUUUCUCAUACAAACUUACCAGUAACAAGGGCCUUUAAGGUCUUAGUCGACCUUAUCAGUUCGAUUACAAGUGUUAAAUAGACGUAGAAAAAUAAACAACCAUGGAAUCUAUUUUAUUUCAUUGUAAGCCAUUAACAUAAAUUAUAAAUAGGAUUGAUUCUACAUAAACUUUAUCUACAAGCAUUCAUAACAUUUAUCCAGUAACAUUAAAUUUACAAGAUAAUACAUAUUACAUUUAUUACAGAAUUAAUUACUUCACUUCUGAUUAGCUUUGUACAUUAGGCAGGACAAUUCAUCAUCAUCAAUAUGUUUUGUCGUUCGUAAAUCAAGUAUGAAACUGAAAGGUACAUGUUUAACACGAAUAUUUAUUUUGGAUGCAUCAGAGUGUGAUGAUUUACAAUCAAAUGAUACAUAUUUCAAAGGUCUCUUGAAUGUUCUACCACUACUUUUAAUACCAAAAGCUCCAUAGGUAUCAAUCUCAAUAAACUUUUGUAGUGUCG